Messenger RNA from Phasianus colchicus (ring-necked pheasant), 1749 nucleotides. It is a transcript of the gene RAB3A, whose product is annotated as RAB3A, member RAS oncogene family. NCBI's taxonomy places the organism in Eukaryota, Metazoa, Chordata, Aves, Galliformes, Phasianidae. The record is from RefSeq and is a predicted model, not a curated record. Gene Ontology annotation, molecular function: GTP binding; GTPase activity.
CCUCUCAUCUGCAUAUCGCGCCACGCCCCCUCCGACGUCACCGGGCUCUGCAACCGCCGGGGCGGCGCGCGCCGCUGCUGCAGUCGCUGCGGGGAGCGCGGGGAGGAGAUGGCGUCCGCUACCGACUCCCGCUAUGGACAGAAGGAGUCCUCAGACCAGAACUUUGAUUACAUGUUCAAAAUCCUCAUCAUCGGUAACAGCAGCGUAGGGAAGACCUCGUUCCUAUUCCGGUACGCCGACGACUCCUUCACGCCCGCCUUCGUCAGCACCGUCGGCAUCGACUUCAAGGUCAAAACCAUUUACAGGAAUGACAAACGCAUCAAGCUGCAGAUCUGGGACACGGCCGGGCAGGAGCGGUACCGCACCAUCACCACCGCGUAUUACCGCGGGGCCAUGGGCUUCAUCCUGAUGUACGACAUCACCAACGAGGAGUCCUUCAACGCCGUGCAGGACUGGUCGACCCAGAUCAAGACGUACUCGUGGGACAACGCGCAGGUGCUGCUGGUGGGGAACAAAUGUGACAUGGAGGACGAGCGCGUGGUGUCGGCUGAGAAGGGCCGGCAGCUCGCCGAGCACCUGGGCUUCGAGUUCUUCGAGGCCAGCGCCAAGGACAACAUCAACGUCAAGCAGACCUUUGAGCGGUUGGUGGACAUCAUCUGUGAGAAGAUGUCGGAGUCUCUGGAUGCAGCCGACCCCGCCGUCACCGGCGCCAAGCAGGGCCCGCAGCUGUCGGACCAGCAGGCCCCCCCCCACCAGGACUGCGCCUGCUAGGGCCCCCCCUGCGACCCCCCUCACCUCCCCCUAUUUUCCCCUGGGGGCACUUUGCUGCUGAUACCUCGCAGGUUCCCAAAGGGCCGCAGUCCCUCUCGGAGCCUGCCCUGCUCCCCCCAUCAAUUAAGCUGAGCCCCCCCAACUCCCCUCCCUCCCCCCCCCCCAACCUUAUUUAUUUUUAAGCCUGGGAUGGUAGGAGGAGAAUCGCCCCCUUCUGCUUUUAAUUAAUCGCUCGAUGAGCCCAAAUUCCUCCAAAAAAAAACCUGAUUGUGGCCGUUUUGCUCGCGGUCCCCGGGGCGAUGGGGAGGGGGACGGGACCCCCAACCCCCCCCGUCCCUACAGAGGGUCCCAGCGGAGCACGGUGCUCCGGGGGCCGCUCCCCACCUCUUGUUUAUUUGUACAAAUAGAUGCUGGUCGCUGCUCCCGCCGUCUUCCUCCUUGUACAUACGACAGACUCCUUGUAAAUAGCCGUAGGUGUGACGCUGUGUGCGUGACCUGCUGUGCCGUGGCCGUGCUGAUACGUUCCUUGAUUUCCACUCCCCCCCCCCCCCCCCCCUCGGUGUGGUUUCUCUGCUUGUGAAAUAUCACUUUUCAAAGCUCUUAUUUAAAGGUGAAGAACCAAACACGGGGCUGUGGCCGCCCGGCGCAGCUCCUGUGUGCCCGUAUAGCGACGUGCUUCUGUGAGACUGUGAAUACGUGGAUAUUGCUAUAGCAAUGACUGCCCUGGAGGUCUUGCAUCCCCCUAUUUAUUUCUCCUGGAGCGCUGUGUCUUUAUUUUACAGGUUUUUCCCUCCCCCUCCCUCUCCCUGCGGUCCCGUGUUCCUCCCUUUCCCCCUUUUUCCUAUUUUUUGUGAAGUUUACUUAUGGAAGAGUUACACUGUACUGUACAAAUGUCAAAAGUGUCAAAAAGAGUACAAUUUCCUAAAAAUCACUGUAUUAAAGAAAUGUUGUGAAGAAAUAAAUCAAUGCUGAUCAGGA